Molecule: messenger RNA, 681 nt
Organism: Blepharisma stoltei
Lineage: Eukaryota; Ciliophora; Heterotrichea; Heterotrichida; Blepharismidae
Source: the annotation of a GenBank genome assembly
AUGUCGAACAAAUAUUUUCCCUCUAUAUAUUCUCCAAAUACAAAUUUGAAGCCUUUAAACAACAUAGCAGUGCAAUCCCGGCAUCCACAACCCUCUAAACUAUCAAUUCUUCCAAAAACUAGAUCUUUAUUACGUGCUGAAUCAAGUUUCAGUCUCAAUCUUUCUCCUUUAAGGUCCAAAAACUCUUCAAACGAUCUAAGUUUAUCAUUUAGUAGGGAAAAUUCUCAAAAUCCAAACGAUUUAAAAUCAUUUAUAAAGCCUUCAGACUAUCCUGUAUUUAAAAUAGAAAGGCCUUAUGGCCGAACUAACAGCUGGAGAAGCAAACUAUUUGAUGCACAUGAAUUUGAUUAUCAGUCAAAAUAUUGCUUAUAUAAGAAGAGUUUCUUGAAUAAAAAAUCAGUUUUUUCAUUAAUGAAAAAACUUGAACCAAAACCAAUUAAUUUUGUCUAUGAAACUCCAUGUGUUGUAAGAUCUGUAAGUACAAAGAAAAGAGGGAUUAAGGAACAUAAUUUUAAGGAUGCAAAUAGAAAAUGGGACUUAUUUAGUGGAAGACCUAUGAUAAUAGGGUCAAUGAUUAAGAGAAAUGGCCCUGCAAGGGUUAAAAUCGAGAGAAAAAGAAUAUUGCCAAGAACUUCAAGCAAUGUAAAUACAUCAACUGAAGAAACUUUUUGUUCAUUUUAG